GAGGCUUGCUUGACUCACGACAGUUCACUGGAAGCCGCUGGUUCUAAGCGGACCGUGCGCUCACCAAUCGCCUCUCGGAACGAACGCGGCAAAUUCAAAUUAGAUUUUUCGAAUUAAUCUUCUCGAAUUUUUUUUAUUCUUCUGAACGGAGACUGUGCCGUAUUUGUGCUUGUUUUGUGCGUUGCGGAUUUUUUUUCGGUUUUUCGGGCAUGCAGUAGAGAUGGGGAUGUCCAGCUUCAGAUCGCUGCUUAUAGCAGCCAUCGUAAUAAGUAAUUGUAUCCCGUGGACAACAUCCAGGCAUCAUUUUAAACACAAUGUAAAUGGCCACCGGAGUAGACACAGACGGCAAGGCGCCGGGUUGUUUCUACCUGCCUCCUACGUCAUACCUGGUGGGGAGGGGGAGGGCGCAUGGGGGGAGUGGGGAGAAGUUUCCGCCUGUUCGCGGACGUGUGGCGGAGGUGUCGCCAAGCAAAAACGAAUAUGCCUUGAACUUGGUCCAGAUGGCCAAGCAUUGUGCAAGGGAGGUGACACCAAGUACUUCUCGUGCCAAACACAAGAUUGCCCGGAGGGCGCCCUGGACUUCAGGUCCGAGCAGUGUGCCGCAUACAACGACAAGUCAUUCAAGGGCAAUAGAUAUAAAUGGGUGCCAUACACAAAAUCUCCAAAUCCAUGUGAACUCAACUGUAUGCCUCAUGGAGAGAGGUUCUAUUACCGCCAGCAGCCAAAAGUUGUGGACGGUACGCGAUGCAACGACGAAUCGUUCGACGUUUGCGUGGAUGGCGUUUGUCAGCCCGUUGGUUGUGAUAUGAUGUUGGGCUCGAACGCACGCGAAGACAAAUGCAGGCAGUGCCGGGGCAACGGUACUAACUGUCACACCAUAUCCGGUCUCAUCGACUCCAUAGAGUUCCGAUUAGGUUAUAACGACGUACUUUUAAUACCACAAGGCGCUACAAAUAUUGCAAUAGCAGAAGUAAGAGCAUCGAGUAAUUACUUAGCCUUGAGAGCGAAAACAAAUAACGUUUAUUACCUAAACGGCGAGUACCACAUAGAUUUCCCUAGAAGUUUAAUGAUAGCGGGCACGCUGUGGCACUACGAACGAAGCCAGCAAGGCCUCGCUGCACCGGACAAGCUGAAAUGUCUUGGACCGACCACUGAGCCACUCUAUCUCUCUAUUUUACUUCAAGAAGAUAACGUGGGCAUCGAAUAUGAAUACAGUGUGCCCUCUGCGCUAGCACCUCCGCCCAAUCAGAACUACAACUGGGUGUAUGACGAGUUUUCAGAGUGCAACGCUACUUGUGGUGGAGGUUAUCAACAACGUCAAGUAACAUGUCGGUCGCGAGAUGAUUUGAACGUAGUCGACGAGAACCUAUGUGAUGUGAACUUCAAGCCGGCGACCAACCAGAGCUGUAACACUGAUGCGUGUGCGCCGACCUGGGUGGAGGGGCCAUGGGGAGUCUGUUCGAAGCCUUGCGGACAAGGAGGCACGAGGUCCAGGGAGGUCUAUUGUGAGAAAAUCAUAACCAAUGGUGUAACAUUCCGGUUUCAAUCGAAAGUGGCGGAUAAGGAAUGCUUCGAUCUACUUGGCCCGAAACCCGAGGUCUUUCAGGAAUGUAAUCAGAACGCAACCUGCCCUACAUGGUUCACUGGACCGUGGACACAUUGUGACAAAUUAUGUGGAGCAGGCAAGCAAACGCGUCAAGUGAUUUGCCAUCAAAGAAUUAACGGUCGUGUAGACGUGUUCGACGACAGCGAGUGUGUAGAGGAGAAGCCGCCGACGGAACAGCAAUGCAUGUUGCACCCUUGCGACGGUGUGGAUUGGGUCCUCAGCGAAUGGUCGGGUUGCGACACGUGUCUCUCAACCGUCCGAUCACGAACAGCACACUGCACCACUAAGAGCCACGAAGUAAUUGAUUCAAGUUUCUGUUCGUACCAUCCUACGCCAAUUCUCGAAGAACCGUGUGACACUAAGAAAUUACCGCCAUGCCAAUUCCUAUGGUACGCCUCACAGUGGAGCAAAUGUUCGGUCCAGUGUGGUAAAGGUGUCCAAACUCGCGACGUAUUUUGUGGAAAUUACGAUGGAGAAUCUGUUACAAAAGUGGAAGAUGAAAAAUGUGAUACCGAAUCCAAAUUUAAAACUGAAAAAGAAUGCGAAGUGCCCAUUAAGAAAUGUCCUGCUAAAUGGUUUGCUGGUGCUUGGUCAGACUGCACAAAGCCUUGCGGCGGAGGUGAGCAGACCCGUCAGGUGAUGUGUCUGAACGGUGGCAAGGAAUCACUUGAUUGUCCUGAGGACUUAGUGUUGGACUUGACACGAUCCUGUAAUGAGGGACCUUGUGAUAAAGAUGAAAUAUUGCCAAUGGAUUCCAAGUCUACUCCUAUAAUUGAAGAGUAUGAUUACGAUGAGUGCGAGGAUGAAGAAGAGUAUCCUGAUGAGAGCGCUGAAGCUAUAACUAAGUUUCCACCUUACGUUCUCGUACCAGAUGAUGCCACUACGCCAGAUCUCCUGGAACUAGAAAUAAUGACAGAUGACGGAAGUGGAUUUACUGAACUGACAGAAAGUACGGUUUCAGAGGCAGAAACGUUUAGUGGUUCAACUGAGAGUACAUAUGAAACAACUGAAAGCACAUUCGAAUCAACAACAGAAACAGGUUCUACUAUUGAAGUAGAAGAAAUCACAACAGAAACCACAGAUUUGACAGGUACCAGUGAGUCAGGUGCGACCGAGACUUCAGAGACUAGUGAGUCUGGUUCUACUGAAACUACGGAAGUGGGUAUAACUGAAUCAGAUACUACUGAUUCGGUGACAGAGGAGACUAGUGAGUCCGGUCCCACUGAAACUACGGAAUUGAGUACAACAGAAAUCACAGAAUCGACUAUAACAGGUAGCACUGAAUUUAGUGCAUCAGAAAGCACAACAGAGCCAGGUCCAACAGAGACUAGUGAGUCUAGUUCAACAGAAACUACAGAAUUAGGCACAACUGAGUCUGGCUUAACAGAAACCACAGAACUGGGUACGACAGAUACUAGUGGGUCAAGUACAGAAGAAAGCACCACACCUCCAGGCACCACAGAUAUAAGUGAAACUGGUUCAACUGAAACUUCAGAAUUGAGUACAACAGAAACUAGUGAAGCUACAACUUCAGAAACUACAGAAUCAGGUACAAGUGAGUCUGGUUCAACAGAAACUACAGAACUGGGUACUACAGGUACUACUGAGUCUGGUCCUUCAGAAAGCACCACAGAAUCAGGUACAACAGAAAUCACAAGUGUGGCUUCAACGGGUAGUAGUGAAUCUAGUCCAUCGGAAAGCACCACUGAACCAGGUGCAACAGGAACUACUGAGUCUAGUUCAACAGAAACGACAGAAUCGGGUACCACUGAGUCUGGCUCAACAGAAACCACAGAACUGGGUAUGACAGAAACCGGUGAGUCAAGCACAGUAGAAAGCACCACAUCACCAGGCACCACAGAGACAAGUGAAUCUGGUUCAACUGAAACGACUGAAUUUAGUACAACAGAGACUAGUGAGUCAAGUUCUACCGAAACAACAGAGUUCGGUUCAACUGAUACAACUGAAUUCAGUACAACGGAAACUACGGAGUUAAGUACAACAUCAAUCGAACCUGGAACAACUGAAUCAACUGAAAUGGACACUUUAUCGACCACAGAGUCAGGUUCAACUGAAACUACAGUAUCUGGUAGUACAGAGACUACCGAAUCAGGAAGCACAGAAGCCGAAACAGGUUCAACAGAAACAACACCCUGGAUUUGGACUAGUAUAAAACCGAUGAGACCGAAAUGCAAGCCAAAAAAAACUGCGAAGUGUCAGAAGAGCAAAUUUGGUUGCUGUCCGGAUAACAAAACGCGUGCUACUGGACCAUUCGAUGAAGGCUGCCCGAAUCCAGAAACCUGUCAUGAAUCUAAAUUUGGCUGUUGUCCCGAUGGCGUGUCGCCGGCCAGUGGUCCUCACAACAAGGGUUGCGAGAUCACACCGUGCAACCAAACUCUGUACGGAUGCUGCAAGUCAGAUAACAUCACGGCUGCCGAGGGCAACGACCAAGAGGGUUGCCCGCCACCGCCACCAGCCUGCAAAUCUUCUGAAUUUGGUUGCUGCAAAGAUGAAGAAACCGAAGCUAAGGGCCCUAAACAACAAGGUUGUCCGGAAACAGAAACCACACUUACCGAAAAGCCAACACCAACACGACCUGGUGGAUGUGAAACGACAGAGUUUGGCUGUUGCUACGACAAUGAAACCGACGCCUCUGGGCCUAACGGCGAGGGUUGCCCGUGUAGUAUUUCUGAAUUUGGCUGCUGUCCUGAUGGUAUCGCAACAGCAAGGGGUGUCAACUUGGAAGGUUGCAUAAUGUCUUGCAACACAUCAGCCUAUGGUUGCUGCCCUGAUGGCGAGACACCGGCUCAUGGACCGGAGUACGAAGGUUGCUGCCUCCAAUACGAAUUUGGUUGCUGUCCAGAUAACUACAAACCAGCUGAGGGCCCACAUCUUGAAGGUUGUGGUUGCAAAUCAGCGCAUUUCGGCUGCUGCCCAGACAAUGUGACAAUAGCCCGUGGGCCCAACAACGAGGGUUGCAGUUGUCAAUAUUCACAGUUCAGCUGCUGCCCAGACAAACGCACAGAAGCGCAGGGCCCAGAGUUUGAAGGAUGUGCGUGCCAUACUUAUCAAUUCGGCUGCUGUCCUGACGGCGUCACAGCAGCUACCGGACCUAACCUCCAAGGCUGUUUGUGCCAGUACUCCAAGUAUGGAUGCUGCGGUGAUGAGGUUACAGGUGCUAAAGGACCUAACAAGGAAGGAUGCGAUUGUUCCAAUAGCAAGUUCGGCUGCUGUCCUGAUGGAGUAACUGAAGCUAAAGGCGACAAAUUCCUCAAUUGCUCUGACUUGCCUGAGAAUAAACAAGCGGCCUGUGCAUUACCCAAUGACAAAGGCUCAUGUGGAAACUUCUCUGUGUACUGGUUCUACGAUAUAUCCUACGGAGGUUGUGUACGAUUCUGGUACGGCGGUUGUGAAGGCAACGGCAAUAGAUUCUCUAGCCAGGAAGAGUGUGAGGACGUCUGUGUACGACCACCUCCAAAAGAUUCUUGCAACUUACCGAAGGUGAAAGGAAUUUGCGACGGUUACAAUAUCCGCUGGUACUACGACGCGUCUCGCGAACAAUGCUCUCAGUUUGUGUACGGCGGGUGUCUGGGCAAUAACAAUAACUUUGACUCCCAGGAGCUUUGCCAGGAACGAUGCGAGCCAGAAAAAACUGAAGAUCAAUGCAACCUGCCAAUCGAGCAAGGUUCGUGCGCUGGAAACUUCGCCCGUUGGGGCUACGACGCGGAACGUCGGCGCUGCGAGCAGUUCAUCUGGGGCGGCUGCGAGGGCAACCCCAACCGCUUCACCUCCGAGGCUGCCUGCAAGCUGCGCUGCAGCCCGCCUGGCGUUCCGAUACAGGCGUGUUCACUACCACAAGAUGCAGGCAAUUGCACUGAGAAACACCCCGCCUGGUCCUUCAGUCCCACGGAGAACCGGUGCAUGCCUUUCUAUUACACGGGCUGCGAAGGGAACGAGAAUCGCUUUGACAGUGAACAGGAUUGUGAUAAAUCCUGCCCCAGUGCAUACGUACAAGAGAUCUGCACGCUACCGGCCGUAACUGGCGAAUGUGCUGAGUACACGCAACGAUGGUACUACGACACCAAGCAUAAGAGAUGCCGUCAGUUCUACUACGGCGGAUGCGGCGGCAAUGAAAACAACUUCAUGUCAGAGUUUGAAUGCGAGAACCGUUGUAUGGAGCAGCCGACCGUUACGACUCUAGCGCCUCAGACGCAGCCGGCCGCCACGCCCGCGCCACGGCCUCGACCCGAUGCCGAGAGAUCAGACUUCUGUUUCGAGCAAGUAGACAGUGGGCCAUGCACGCAGCUAGAGCAGCGCUGGGCCUACGACUCGGCGCGAGGCGCGUGCAUGCAGUUCCAGUACGGAGGCUGCGGCGGCACUCGCAACAACUUCCCCUCGCUGGAGUACUGCCAGUAUUACUGCUCACCAGCACAAGAUAUUUGCCAGUUGCCGAUGUUGUCGGGACCGUGCGAUGCGUCUCUGAUGCGCUGGUUCUACGACUCAAGCACUGACUCCUGCAGUCAGUUCACGUACGGUGGAUGCGACGGAAAUGAAAACCGCUUUAAUUCGUUGGAAGAAUGCGAACGACAGUGUAGAUCUGGGGCUUCUGCGACAACCACUACUACUACUAGCACAACUAUAGCUCCGGAGUACAUACCACCCGAGUGCCAAGUGUCACCAACUCUGGAAGAAUGCAGGGCAGCUGGUGAGGUGUGGUAUCUGGACCUGCAGCAGCGCGCCUGCGUGGUACACAUCAACGCGUACUCCGGCUUCCUCUGCAGGAACACCGGGGUGUAUCCUUCGCAGGAGGCGUGCGAACGCUCCUGCGGCGCUUUCCGUGAUUUAGAUGUAUGUCGCUACCAAGUGGACCCUGGCCCAUGCGAGGAAUCGAUCCCCAAGGUGUACUUCGACUAUGCAACAGGCCGCUGCGCUCAGUUUGCGUACGGCGGCUGCCACGGCGGACCUAACCGCUUCUCAUCCAUCGAGGAGUGCGAGCAAGUCUGCCGACCUCCUAUCAUUGAUCCCUGCAACCGGCCCUCAGAACAGGGCGACUGCCAGGCCUACGUGUACAUGUGGUACUACGACGCGGCGCGCGACGAGUGUGGCCAGUUUGUCUACGGCGGCUGCAAGGGCAAUGAUAACAGGUUCGAAACGCAGCAAGAAUGCGAAAACCGAUGCAAGAAGGGCUCGACAACUGUUGGCAUCAGUUUCGGAAGCAGCACAACGACGCCUUCCUCUACCAUCAGAAUAACGAAUCCAUCGACUACGAUCGCUCCAUUUGGUCCUAACGGACUGGAUAAUCGCUUCAAUACACCAGAGUGUACAACUCCCUCAUCAGUGGAGCCUUGCGGUGCCAACGUUACGGUGUAUUACUAUGACACGAAUACACAAGCUUGUUUAGUCGGGGACUUUGGUGGUUGCCGAUAUCCAAACAGCUACCGAACUGAAGAGGAAUGUGAGAGGAGGUGUGGAGCCUUCCAAGGACUAGACGUAUGCCGUGCCACUCUUGACCCUGGACCGUGUCUGGCUGCAAUCACCAAAUAUUACUGGGACGCAGUAUCGGGUCAAUGCUUACGUUUCGCAUAUGGAGGAUGUCACGGUGGACCCAACCGUUUCUCAAGCGCGGAGGAAUGCGAAGAAGUUUGCAGAGCAACCGGACCAGAGCCGGCGUGCCUGCAGCCGGUGUCGACGGGCGAGCCGGGCUGCCAACUGUCGUCCCGGCGCUGGUACUACCACGACGUCUACGGGGAGUGCAUCGCCUUCGUCUACUCCGGCUGCGGAGGCAGCGAGAACAACUUCCCCUCCUACGAGUCGUGUGCUGUCGCUUGCAAGAGAGCGAGCCCCGCCGAGCCGAGCGAGAACGAGGUGUCGUGCGACGGCUACGUGGCGGAGUGCGCGGCGCUGCGCUGCGAGUACGCGGUGCAGCGCACGCGCACGGCGGGCGGCUGCGAGCGCUGCGUGUGCGUGCCCGUCGACGUGGACUGCGCGCCGCUGCGCCAGGAGUGCGACACGCUCAAGUGCAACUACGGGGUUGAGAGGACCACUGGCGACGAUGGCUGCGAGAGAUGCCGUUGCAUCGAGCACCCGUGUCUCAAGACUCGCUGCACGGCUGAGGAGCGUUGUGUGACCACCGCCUACAGGGAUGCCCUCACGCUAGACGUGCGGUAUUCCGCCGAGUGCAGGAUUGUGAAUAAGACCGGUUCGUGCCCACCGAGGAGUGUAUACUCUACAACCGAGGGUCAGUGCCGCGCGGACUGCAACGACGAUGCGGACUGUGUCGGCGUGGGCAAGUGCUGUGAGCGCGGCUGCAGCAGGCUCUGCCUCGAGCCUGUCUCUCUGGUACGCUCCAGCCCUCCGCCUCCGCAUACUACAUUCUCACCUGACCUGCCUCAUGCGCCGCGACCAAGUGAACAGAGGGAGCCAGAGGUGCGCGCACAAGAGGGCGGCAAGGCCACGCUGCGUUGCUUCUUGCACGGCAACCCGCCGCCGAAGAUCACAUGGCGAUAUGGCGAAAUCACGAUCGAAGGCGACGUCGGUCGCUACAGGCUGUUAUCAGACGGAGCGCUCGAGAUCGUGUCCCUGUACCGCAACGACACUGGCGUCUACAUCUGCGUCGCGGAUAACGGACUGGGAGUCGCCACGCAGGAGAUACGACUCGAGGUGCUAGAUCCUGUGGAAGGGCCGGCUGGCAUCUCGGGCACCCCUAACGCCGUGGUGGUAGGCGAGCUGGGCCGCUCGCUCAGCAUUCGCUGCCUCGCGUACGGCUACCCGCAACCCGCCAUUUACUGGUACCGCGGCCAAAACGGGCCCAUGGUGCCCUACAGCAGCUCCCUCUACGAAGCCAGAGGGAACGUACUUCAAAUACGAAAAUUGAUGCCCGAAACUCUCGGAGAAUAUAUCUGCCAAGCCUAUAACGGAUACGGCAAACCGGCGGAUUGGGCGUUUGUGGUGCAAGCGUACAGACCCCAAGGAUCCGAGGAGUACCCCUACAUGGUGUCCCGACAGACAGAACGAUCGGUGACUCCUUACGAGUACGAGCGACCAACUGAAGCGACCACGGCGCGGACGACGGAAGUAGAGAUACCCUAUUCCGUGCCAGUUAGGACUCGCAUCACGACGGAGCGCACUCGCCUGUCCGCCGGCUCGGAGAUCAACCUGCCUUGCGACGUAGACGGCUUCCCCGUGCCCGAGGUCUACUGGACCAAGGACGGCAUCCAGAUCCAGCGCCAGCCGGCUAACGACAGGAUUUAUGUGACAGAGGCGCGGCUGACGAUAACACGCGCGAACACGAACGACAGCGGAGUGUACGGGUGCCACGCGAACAAUGGCUACACUUCGGACCAGUCUACAGUGCAGAUCAGCGUAGAAGGUUUAUACAUCCCGGCGAACUGCAAGGACAGUCCGUACUUCGCUAACUGCAACUUGAUCGUGAAGAGCAAGUUCUGCCACCAUAAGUAUUACUCCACAUUCUGCUGCAAGUCCUGCGUGGAGGCCGGUCAGCUCGACCCCAACGAACUGGAGCUGAUGCAGGCCGACAUGGCGUGGCGGAGGAAGUAGUUACCACUUCGAAUCAUUUUGAAUUUGACUAUUUAUUGAAUAAUAGAACCAGCACAAGUACUAACUUAUAACGGCCUAUUGCGUAUCUCAGUGGUCAAGUAAAAAAUUAAAAUUAGACAAUAUUUAAGUAAGAAAAUAAUAAUAGUAAAUAAAUAAAUAAGUAGGUGUCUACUUAUUUAUUCACCAAAUUCACAGACGUAAAAUUUUUCACCUAUAUUAUUAUGACACCUUCACAGAAUGGAUUUAUAGGUACUUAGUUCAGCAUACAUUGCGUCAUAUUAAACACAAUAUUAUAUUUCUUAUUAUAAUUACAUAGGUAGUUAAAUAAUUUAGUACACUUCGUAGUACCUAUCCAAGAUCACUAUAUCGUGGUGCCUCUGGGUGUAUCGUGCUUAUAGCGCGAGCGUUAUUUUGCUUCGUCUCCAAAGUUACCCAAUUUCAAGUCAGGAUUUUGUCUGAACUUUGCUUAGUGUACAAUUAUUGCCACUUACAUACGCAAUAGGCUUGCAACGGGGAGGGUGGGUAAACUGAAA
Molecule: messenger RNA, 9696 nt
Organism: Maniola jurtina (meadow brown)
Lineage: Eukaryota; Metazoa; Arthropoda; Insecta; Lepidoptera; Nymphalidae
Gene: Ppn
Product: papilin
Exons: 53
Coding region: 221-9163 (2980 amino acids)
Biological process (GO): extracellular matrix organization
Cellular component (GO): extracellular region; extracellular matrix
Molecular function (GO): serine-type endopeptidase inhibitor activity; metalloendopeptidase activity
Source: RefSeq, a predicted model, not a curated record